Cherax quadricarinatus is the source of this 2521-nucleotide messenger RNA. The record is from RefSeq and is a predicted model, not a curated record. NCBI's taxonomy places the organism in Eukaryota, Metazoa, Arthropoda, Malacostraca, Decapoda, Parastacidae.
AUGAGAAGGCAUCAGUGCGGGUUGUACACUGGUGAAGGUCGGAUGUGCGUGGUGUUGCGCUCCCGUAUUUUACAUCAACAACGUGUAGUGCUGUGGGGAAAUAUUCGUUACUUCCGUCCGCUAGUCUAUAUAGUAUUAUUAGUUUAAUUGCUGUUAUAUUUAACAAGAACUGUCCAGCAAAAGAGGUUCUCACUGAUACGGGAAGCCGUUGGAAGACCAGACCAUCUAUUUUGAUAAGCUUAGUGAGAUCAAAGCUUGGUGAAGCUUACACGCACACGAUGAGCUUCCCCGACCCACUACGAACCCAGGACCCACAUUAUGGUCUCACCGCCCAUACCACCAUUACCACCCGCACUCACCCCAUGGGCGACCCACACACCAGAUUCUCAGACAGAUCAGAGCACCUAAGUGACACUCGGCUUCACUCUGGAGUGCCGACACUCACCCAUCACAGUGUCGGGGCGGCGCGAGUGGCAGCAUCCAGCGUGGGCGGCCGUGGGGCGGUGGGUGCCCUGGUCAUGGUGUAUGGGUCAGCUGAGGUCUGCGCCCGCAAACAAUGUGGUCUCAUAUUUAUGCCCAACAUGCCCAGCAUACCCCACAGCAACAGCGUACAAGACAGGUGGUGGAAGCCCCAGGUGGUGGAGGCCCUCCAGGUGGUGGAAGCCCCAGGUGGUGGAGGCCCUCCAGCUGGUGGAAGCCCCCAGGUGGUGGAGGCCCUCCAGCUGGUGGAGGCCCUCCAGCUGGUGGAAGCCCCAGCUGAUGGAGGCCCUCUAGCUGGUGGAAGCCCCCAGCUGGUGGAGGCCCUCCAGCUGAUGGAAGCCCCUAGCUGGCGGCGGCUCUCCAGCUGGUGGGGUAGAAGUGGAAUAUUUAAACGGCCUUGGGGAGAAAUCAAAUAUUUGUCUUCAAAACCACAUUAUCACCUGCGACGCCAUGAGUCUCCACAGUUAGCACUAGAUAUUAAUACUGCGGUAUCACCAGAGGAACUCAUUGCAGACUCCAACCCGUCCCAGAGAAAAGAGAAGCUCAACAGACCUUCCUCCCUGGAUAUUCUGCCUGCCAUGUAUUCCUCAGAAGACUCCAUAUCCCUGACUCCCAUCGUCCAGGACCUGCAGAUGGAAGAGGAAGAAGAGGAUCACUUCCAGAUGGGGGACACGACUGUGGAUGUUAUAUCAGACGUGGCGGCGGAGCUGCUGGCUGACACCAUAGACUCUGUCAUCGAGCUCUCAAACUCCAUUUCCAAGCUUAUUAACUGUGAUGCAGAAGAUGAGAGGCCGUGUAUCUGUACCAAGUAUGUGAAUCUUGACGUUGGUGAGGAUCUUUCUGUACCGGAAGAUUUUUCUCUAGAAGAAUGGUUGUCUGGCAAGUGGUGGAGACAUCUGGUGGCUGGAGGAGUAGCUGGUAUGGUGUCUAGAACUUGUACAGCUCCACUGGACAGACUCAAGGUCUUCCUUCAGGUUCAUGGAGCUAAACAGUUUCAGGGCUUGGCAAACUGUUUUAGGUACAUGUUGAAGGAAGGUGGUGUUACAUCCCUCUGGAGAGGCAAUGGUAUUAAUGUAUUAAAGAUAGCACCAGAAUCAGCUUUAAAGUUUGCUGCUUAUGAACAAGGCAAAAGAAUGGUCUUACAGUUUGGUGGAAGUAGAGAGAGAGAAUUGUCAAUAUAUGAACGAUUUGUAGCCGGAUCUUUUGCGGGUGGAUUUUCACAGACUGCCAUUUAUCCCCUUGAGGUGUUAAAAACUAGAUUAGCCUUAAGAAAAACAGGCCAGUAUAAAAGUAUCCUUGAUGCAGCUAAGAAGAUCUAUAGACAAGAAGGCCUUAGAUCUUUUUACCGUGGAUAUGUCCCAAAUCUCCUUGGCAUUAUACCCUAUGCAGGGAUUGAUCUCGCAAUAUAUGAAACCUUGAAGAAAACAUAUAUGCAGCAUCACAAAGAAAAUACCAAUCCUUCUGUGUUUGUCAUAACAGCUUGUGGAGCAUUUUCAUCCUCAUGUGGGCAACUUGCGUCUUACCCCCUGGCCCUUGUUCGUACAAGGCUACAAGCACAAGUGAUAACUCCAGGUGUGGUACACGACCACCCCAUCACCAUGUCAGGGCUGUUUCGACACAUAUUCGCCACUGAAGGGGUGUUUGGUCUGUAUCGUGGGAUUACGCCAAACUUCAUGAAAGUGGCGCCGGCUGUGAGCAUCUCUUAUGUUGUGUAUGAAAAAUGCCGGCAAGCACUAGGUGUAACAAUGACUUAAUGUCCUUGUUUCUGUUUUAAAGAAGGUCUUUUGAAAUGAAGUAAUUUAAAAAAAAUUGGUAUUAUUACAUCAUUUAUUAAAAUGUUAUAUAAAAACAUUGGCAAAAUAUUAAGUUUAAAUUUGAUAUUUUAAUUGCUUAAAAGGUUCUGCUGGUGUCUAAUUUGUAUGGAGUACUUCAUGUGUCUAUACUGACCUCCAUGUUAGUGCAAUAGAAAACUGAUUCUAUACUUUUAAAGCAUAUUACUAUAAAGAAUUAAAUGUUUCCAAUAAACACCCAAUAUUAUAAA